Messenger RNA from Pocillopora meandrina, 6235 nucleotides. The record is from the annotation of a GenBank genome assembly. NCBI's taxonomy places the organism in Eukaryota, Metazoa, Cnidaria, Anthozoa, Scleractinia, Pocilloporidae.
AUGGUGAUGGUAGAACUAUCAGAAACAAUAGGACGUGGUGGUGGAGGCAGAUCUGGAGGCUCCCGUGGCUCAAGAGGCACAAGAUCCAGUCGAUCGAGAUCUAGGUCUGGAGGGUCCAGCUCAAAACCUAAAAUCACCAGGUACACACCAAUCAAAGCCACCUCAGUUCGCUCCCCGGUGAUUGUCAAACUAACUAAACUGGGAUCGCGUUCAAGCACGUUCAAGAAAGUUGUCGUUGCCUACUUGGUGACCCGCUACGCGUUCAGCAGUGCCCCAGUCUGUCGGAUAUCCAAUGUACCGGAGUUAAGUCUCCAUCCCGAAGGGGCUUAUGUUGCGCUAGUAUCAAUACGUUCAGUGAUAAUAAUAGUAGUGAACAUCAAAGUAGCACUUUAUCUGGCUUUUAGAGUGCUGAAAUCUCGAAUUUAGCUUGGAAAGUCCGUAACCUCUUUUAACACUUCCAAGUAUUCAUCCAUAUCAAUUAUUAACGACCCUCAAGUGAGGAUGUUCUAGAAAUAUAAGUUGUCUAAAUUUGUAUUUGGCUUGUUCUUGCUUCGAUUUUAAUAAUCACAAUAUCGAUCUAACGAUCUAAUUCCGUAUUUGUCGUUCAUAUGGACUCCCUUCUUGCAUAGUAAAGGAUUGACUUCUGACUGUGGGAGAUUGACUUACAUUCGCACGAUUGUCGUGGAUUAUGCCAUCGAGUACAAAGAGAUGAUCCAUGUUUCAACAAAGUUUUAAAAUUUCCAAAUUUUUUAAAAAGUGUUACGUUCACAUUAAAAAGUGGAUAUCCAUUGGCAGCAAAAAACAUCACGCGCAUUGGAAGGAAAAAAAUUGAAUAAAAUCUGAUAUUUUGUUGCGAGACAAGGCAGUUAUAGGGCUCAAGCGAAUGUUUGACGCGUGAUAUUCUGAACAGAAAGCACCCGGGAAAAAAAAGUCAAGCUUGUGAACAUGCAAAAAUUUGUUACCUUAACUCUUAUAUCAGCUUAUGACUUUUCUGAAAUUUUAAGGUACAUCUGUCCUCCAUGUUAAGAAACAUGUCGAUUUUUCAAAUAACACAAUAGGCAAAAGAUUCCCCACGAUACUCAUUAGCACGCUUCUUUACUGGAUUUCUGCUGUCGUGCUUUGGUCCACGCAAGUCAGCGUGCGUUGAAAAACAAUUACAAAAAAAACAAGAAACAAUUUUACAAAAAAAAUUUUGAAAAAAAAUUUACGCACGUCUGCAAUGGCAAGAAUACAGAGAAAAGUUAAACAUACUGAUUUUAACGCGGCAGUGAAAAUUGCUUACGCACUUUACGCAUGUGUAAAGUACGGAAAAACUCACGCGGCACUGGAAAUCCACCUUUAUUAGAAAGGGGGGAGGAAAAAGACGAAUAUUCCUCAGUGCGUAAUGUAUGUAACAGCAUACACUACGCACUGAGAAACUACCAAAGAUUAUAAGGAUUAUCAUCACACGUAUUUCCAAAGUUCUCACAAAAUUUCCCAAGUCGCGAAGUGAGGAGGGGAAUUUGUGGAACUUUGGUUUAUUUGUGAAAUUAUUUGCGCGAGGGUACUUGCGAUUACUUCUUAAUGACAUUAAAGCCAAGCUUCCAGAAGAGUAUUUCUUCUUAGACAACAGUGUCGGGAAUUUCCUCUCACUGGUUACAAAUAUUAUGGCCUGCAAGCAGGUGCUCGUCAUAAGAUUAGAUCCAAAUAGGAGGGAAAAGUGAUGCAAUUUUAAAUUGAUCUAUAUCAAAGAAAGUCUUAUUUUACUAGCUGCUGUAAAUGUAUGAAUAUUAAUUCGUGAUAAUUACUCAGUGCAAACCCACUGAAUGAAAAUCGUCUCUCUUUGAUAAGAAAUCCUACUGGUCAUACGAUUUUUCUAAUUUGUGAAAAAUACCGUAUGAUAAAUCAGAAGCCUAAUACGCGAUUUAUUCACAAAAGAGAAAAAUCAUAUUGGUUUUUUCCCGCCUUUCAGGGCGGCCAUGCGAAGUAAUUGAGACUGAAUGUUUGGAACGUUCUCUGCUUGCCUGAAAACCAGCAAGUAAAAAUGUCCUACUGUUUGUGUGAACUUAGAACAGGGAGAGCGCAUGAUGGAGAGAAACCGAAUUUAUCUCAAGUUUCUGAACGUAAAUUUUCCGACCACAGUUCAUAAUCUAGCUAGUUCGACCGCAGAUUAUCAACAUGGCCUGCCAGCAAUGUCGCUCUUACAGGCACUGUUAUUCAAGGUGGUCAGUUCAACAUCUCUAUCAGCAGCCUUAAUCAAUCACCGACCUUGGCCACUCCAGAGAGUGACAUAGAUAGAAUCCACAAAAAGGUACAAAAGACUAAAAGUACUCGAUUCCGAUUCAUAGUAAAAAAAGCUAGUUUGUUGAAAGCUUAUAGGAGCUUAUAGGAGCUUAUAGGAGCGUAUAGGAGCUAGUAUUUUCAGAAACUCUUCAAUUGUCAAACGUAAGCCUAAAUUUCUUUGUAAUCGUUUUCGUCGAAUGAACUCUCUUAAAAGUACAUUUUGGCCUUUUUAAUCAUAUUGGAAUUGAGUAUUUUAGGCUUCUUGACAGCAUUGAUUGGGUCUGAGGGAAGCUAAGUUUUUCUUGGGGGGAAGGGGGGUCUGUGGCCCCAAGGGGGAGGGUUAUCAGUGAAAGUGAGCACCAAAAGGAGGGUCAUACCUCUUUGUAAGGUAUUCAAGGGGAGGGGGGGGGGAAUACACACCCUUCCCAGAAUUUUUUAAUGAGGAUUUUUGUGAUGUCGUUCUGCGCUGUUACUGUCACUGUCAGACUCUGAAUUUGAGUCAGAGGCUGGCUGAAUGUUGUUUUAACCUUCCUGCGCAAUAGAAGUCAAAAUCAUACUAACAAUAUGUGCCUUCACCACCCUCACUUUCUUAUCUUUCUUUCCUUUAAAUGCAAGAUUCUGGUGAUUAAUAUAAAGCUCAAGUUCACAAACUCUAAGGGAUGACAACUGGCUUCUGUGAUAGAGAUCUUACCAGUCAAUGUCAUUGCAUCCCUGUCGCUUUCUUCUGCACGCUUCCUGUCAUUAUCUGUUGGCCGCUUAUCUUUCCUCAUUUCAAUUAUGUCAGUUAGAUGCUAAAUAUAAUCUGCAACAAGCUUCUCCGAAACAAUGUAUUUUUCAGAAAACUCUUUGAUUGCCUUUUUAUCCCUUGCUUUGAGCUUAUCCCCUCGAACCAUCUGUUUUAUUUACGCUCGAGGCUGAUAAUCAUCAGGUUUGCGGCCACUCGUAGGUGUUUUCGCACUUGGUUGGUAGCAUCUGUAGUUACUUUGUUUGUGUUUAUCAACACGUUUCGUUAUUCGUAGUUAGUGUCCAUGUAACAUCUUUAAGCUCUUUCUAGCUGGUUAGUUUGGUUGAUAUGAUACACACUGAACUAAAUGAAGAUAUGCGACCCGACAUUUUCGUGGAGGCUGCUGGUGUAGUAGGACACGAUUUACUUGUAACUAUUAUAAAUAUAUAUCUUAGUUUUCGGCAAAAUGUCAUGUUACCAAUGGCAAUUAAUUCAUAGUCGGUGAAAGGUUUUCAUUUUUCAAGUGCAAUUUAUGUAGGAAUUUAAAAUUUUCCCAAUAAAUACUGGGAAAACACGAUGUGCGCGCGUGAUAAAACACAUGCACGAUUGAUAUUCAUGACGUUUUAGUUAUUUUCCAUGAAGGAACCUCGAAACAAAGAGAAACAAAGUAAUGCGGUCUACUUCACUAGGAAGCUGCUCAGUCCAAGGUCUUAAUAACCCCUGAAAAUAACUUUGUAGAUCUUUAUUUAUGAUCAAAUGGGAAGAAAGGUAAUUGGAUGUUAAGGUCUCUUAUUCGAGUUUAAAAGCAGAUGCACUUCGUGGGAAUGUCGCGUAAUACAGAUUUACUCUUUGUGUAUCUAGGAUUACCCAUCUUUAAGUGGCGCUAUGUAACAAUUAUUCUGUACGUAGACUCAAUCACUGUCAGUGUAGCAUUUUAAAGGGCUUUGACUGUAAGCUCCUUCCAAUGAGUAAUGUAGGAAAAGAGCACAGGUAUAUGUGGAAGGUGAACAAAUGAAAAUAUGCUGCAGCAUUAUGUGAGUGAGCAAACAUUGUUGUCUCUGGGACUAUGAAAUUGUUAAGCAAAAGCAGCAGGAAUACGCAAUUUGACAGUGAAUACAGUCUUUGUAUGUAAAGACAGUUAAUUUAUUACGCUCGUUAGCUAACGCAAGCAAAUUAAAAAGUACGUUAUUGAUCUUUAACAUCUGGUUCGUUAUUUCUGGUAAGAUUUAUCCCACGAAAACAGGUUAUUGCUAAGUUUACACUAUAAAUGUUUUAUUUCCAUUUUGGAUAUCUGUCAAGAUUCACAGAACGUGAGAGAAUUACAAGCUUCUUUAUCCUUAGUUCAGAGCUAAUACAGUAAAAUUACAAAAAUUUACAUUUAUGCAAAUUUACUAAAGCGGAAGAAUUUCCUUAUCAUCAAAUUCCUACAGAUUCAAAUAAAUUUGAUAACAUUGCUGUAAGUCUUGUCCUUUUGACUUUAGCCACCAACUUGAACAGCUGAUCUUCAGUUUAGUACUGUGGCACGUAUUGCAUGUAUUAACUGACGCUCCAGCGUUUCAGCUUGUUUAUAAUCAUAGGUCAAUCCACGCUCCAGUUCCUUGCUGACUCACUUCAUUUUAUAUAACAGGAAUGUCAACAUACUAGUCUUAAACUAGUUGAUUGUGAGUUUCUGGUCAUUAAGCUGGAAUUUGUUCAAUCUAAGUAAAAACUUCCAAUGCUUAGCUGUUACCUGUAUUAUUAUCAUUAGUUUAUCAUCAAAUGAAUCUAUUCAAUUGUUAACUUUUAUUGAAGUGCUGUAAUCAUUGACUCUGUUAGUAAACAUUUCACCUUGACGCAAAUAUAGAGCAAAACGUCUUAGAAAUCAUUUCAGUUGAUAAACCUUUAAAUAUCGCAAAUAUUCUGAUAAACCGCUGAAGUUUGCAGCUUGUUAAAAGAAGACGUUGUGGAUUUAAUACGUCGAUGAGGUAGCCCUCAAUCCAUCAUUUUGGCCUAAUUUUCACGUUGGCUAAUUAAACCUUUCUACGUGGCACAAGCCAUAACAACUGACUGGGCCGCUACAUGGAAUUAUACAUGUCCUUUAUCUUUUUCAUGCAUGAUUUAUCAGAUCUUGUUUGCGGAAGAAAGCAGCUCUUAGGACUCUGAGCCCUGUAGAAUACGUCCCCGCCCACGCACUUCACGGAACAGUUAGUUUUCCUGCGCCCACGUACCUACCUUGCACAUAAGUGAUGAUGAUGUUAUUCUUCCGUCGAGGGGCCUGAAAGAACCUGAAACAAGAUAAGCAAAAAUUCGCUUGACGCAAUAUAAUUGAUUGACAGAUGUUCAAGUGAUCACUCAUUUGGUUGAGAGUUUGUAAUAAUACGGAGGAUUAGUUUUCCUGAUACAGAGUAAGUGAUUGAAACUACAUCACACGCACCCAAUUUUCACAAAGUUGGGAAGAGGAAUUAACUUGAAACUCAGUUUUACUCGUCGUUGCUGUUAGCCAAGAUGCGAUUCGCUACAGUGUUGCUUGUUGCUAUCGUCCUUAUGGUGAUGGUGGAGUUAUCAGAAACAAGAGGACGUGGUGGUGGAGGCAGAUCUGGAGGCUCCCGUGGCUCAAGAGGCUCCAGUCGAUCGAGAUCUAGGUCUGGAGGGUCCAGCUCAAAACCUAAAAUCACCAAGAACACACCAAUCAAAGCCACCUCAGUUCGCUCCCCGGUGAUUGUCAAACAAACUAAACUGGGUUCGCAUUCAAGCACGUUCAAGAAAGUUGUCGUUGCCUACUUGGUGACCCGCUACGCGUUCAGCAGUGCCCCAGUCUAUCGGGAGGGAUAUCCAAUGUACCGGAGUUAUGUCUCCAUUCCGAAGGAAAGAGCAGUGAGGGUUACCUAUGAGAGAGAAAGGCUGCUGGAUGAUAAAGGAAAUUUGUGUUUGGAUAAAUCAGCAGGGAAACAAACUAUAAAGGAAGGAAUCGACGACAACUUGGUCAACUUGACAACUACAGUGAAGUACAAAAAUGGAGAAACGAAAACACUACACGGAGUCGACAAAACAGUGUCGCUGGAAGACAUCAAGGAUCAAGACUUUGAAGUUUUAAGCCUCGCCAGUUACAACAUCACGAUUGUGACGGGAACAACUUGUACACAGGUCGAGAAGACCGUCCAAGGUACAAUGGUUACCAUGUACGAGACAAAUCCGAACGGCUCAAACAGACUGAACAUCAACAACAUACUUCUCUCAGUCGUUAUUAUGUUGUUUGUGUUUAUGAAUUAA